AUCAAAAGCCUGUGUCAGAGCAGGCAAAGACCUAGGAGCUGCACCAUGGAGCGCUACAUCUUCUCAAUACUGUUUCUGAUCUUGACUGUGGAACCAGCUGCUUCAACGGACAAUGGAUUCUUCAUCUCAGCCCCCGGAGUUUUUCAUGUGGGUGUUAAUGAGAAAGUGUUUGUCCAGAUGGGAAAGUCUCAUUUUAACAUUCCUGUUACUCUCUACCUGGAGUUUGAGACUGGGGGACUUUUGUCUGAAAAAAUAACUACUACUUGUACUGAGGAACAUAAGAUCCAAACAGUUGAGCUCAAGAUAAAAGACUUUGUAGCAAAGUUGGAAGAACCUAAGGCAUUGUGGUACCUCACACUGGUGGCAGAGAGCCCCGCCUUCAGUGGCAGGAAGUCAACAAAGGUCCUGGUAUCAAAACGGAGAGGAAAUAUCUUCAUUCAGACUGAUCAGCCAAUUUACAACCCAACACGACAAGUGAAUUACAGGAUAUUCACUCUUGACCACACGUAUAGGCCUAGUGAGGACGUGAUCUAUAUAUCAGUUAUUAAUGCUGCUGGGAACAAAGUAAUGAGGUCCCUACGGUCUGCAAAGGGAGGAAUACUAAAAGGCAAUUUUCCCAUACCAGAUGUCUCAAAAAUGGGCACAUGGAAGAUUACAGCACACUAUGAAAAUGACGAGAAAAACGCUGUUUCCAGAGAGUUCAAAGUCAAAAAAUUCGUUUUACCAAGUUUUGAGGUGAACAUUGCAAUGGAACAGCGCUAUAUUUUGUUAAAUGCUGUAGAGUUUAACUUCACCAUCUUAGCCAGAUAUUCACAUGGCGAGAAAGUUAAAGGGGCUUACCACUGCCAAUUUGGUGUGGUAGAAAAAGAGACAACUCAUGGUGAAAAAAUGAAACCUGUCUUUAUCAGGAGACUGGAGUUGACUGGUUCGGUCCAGGAUGGAACUGCAUCAGCUACUCUCCAGAUAGCAGAAUUACGCAACCAACUCCAAAUUCAGCAGAAUAAAAGUAUCUCCGAACUACAGCAGCGUGGAGCCCAGAUCUACUUGGGAGUAUUUGUCACCAACAUCCAAAGUGGUGAAAUUCAAGAGACAGAGGUGUACCUUCCUAUCAUCUCCCACAAAUACACCGUGGAUCUCUCUCGAACUCGCACAUAUUUCCUUCCUGGAUACCCGCUAGAUGUAGUGGCAGUUGUGCGUCACCCAGAUGGAUCCCCAGCAGCUGGUUUGCCAGUAAAGAUGGAAGUAAAACCAGAGGAACCUUGGCACGGCACCACUGACCAGGAGGGGGCAGUGUAUCAUGUCUUUAACAUUCAAAAUGAGGUUCCGAUUACAGUUAAGGUGUCAGCAGAUGGCCUUCAGAAGGAGAAAGUAAUCCAGAAAGCUUCUUCUCCGAGUAAUUGCUUCCUUUACCUGAGUAUUACCCACAGGAUGUAUUCUGUAGGCGAGACACUAACUGUUAACUACAACACCAUCAAUGCCCCAACACAAGGGUUGAUAUACUAUAUGGUUUUUAGCCGUGGGAUCCUAAUAAAGCAGGGUUCUGUAAGCCUUGGUACUUCAGUUGGAAAAAACCUUCAGAUAACAUCUGAUAUGGUGCCAUCCUUCCGUCUGAUUGGCUACUACUACAACCAGAAUGAUGACAUCAUUGCGGACUCAGUGUGGGUAGAUGUCAUGGAUGAAUGUCAGAUAAAGGCCAAGGUAGAAACAAAAGGACCGUUCAAACCCGGAAAACAGUCUGUGCUAGAAUUUGAUUUGCAUGGUCAGAGAGCCAAAGUGGCGUUGCUGGCUGUGGAUAAAGCCUUCUACGGUCUUAAUGCAGAUAAUAAACUCACAGCCAAACAGGUGUUUUCGUCCAUGCAGUCCUCUGAUCUUGGUUGCACAUACGGUGGAGGAGCUAACCCUGGAUCUGUACUAACUGAUGCUGGACUGUCUUUUUUCUCUCAGUCAGAUUCAAAAUGGAAAAAAGGUCUUACCUGCAACUCACAAGCUGCAAGACAAAGGCGCUCUGUGGACCUUCAACAGGAAAUGAUGUCCUUAAAAUCAAACUUUUCCAAUGAAGAGUUUCAAGAAUGUUGUGUUCAAGGGUUUUCUCUUAUCCCUAUGAGACGCACAUGUCUGGAAAGAGUGAAGAGAAUCAAUCUGGUGGAAGCCAAACCUGGUUGUGCAGAAGCCUUUUUUAAAUGCUGCCUUGAAGGAGAGCGUCUGAGAAACAAAAAGAUGAUAGAGGAGGCCCAGGAUGAACUUGGCAGGACUACCAGCACAGAGGACAUUGAAGAGUUCUUUUUGGACACCACUGCUCAGUACAUUCGACGAUUUUUCCCCCCAAGCUUUGCAUUCACAGAAUUUGAAGUAAAUGGAAAAGGAAGCUAUAAUUUGGCUCUCCCUGAUUCCAUCACCACGUGGGAGAUUCAGGUGGUCACUUUAUCAGCAGCCACAGGUUUCUGUGUAGUCAAGCCGUCUGAGGUCAGAGCAUUCAAGAGCGUAUUUGUGUCUCUGAGAAUGCCUUACUCUGUGAAGAAAUAUGAGCAACUAUCCAUUUCACCUGUUAUCUACAAUUAUGGCGAUGAUAAACUACAGUUGGCUGUUCACAUGGAACAAACGGAGGGGCUUUGCUCGCCCGGCUCAGCCACCACGACAGCUUUUGUCAACAUUACUGUGGAGCCGCAGUCCUCUCAGUUUGUCUCCUUCUCUGCUGUCCCCAUGGUAACGGGCUCGAUACCCAUCAAAAUCCGUCUCUAUGAUAUAGGGAAUGAGAUGGGAAUAGAUGCCAUUGAGAAGACUUUGAAUGUGUUUACAGAAGGACUAGAAAAGAGAGUAGAAGAAACCCAUGUGCUAAAAUUAGAUGGGAAGAGCUCAAAGACUUUCACUAUUGACGGAACUUUACCAGAUGACGUAGUGCCAGACUCCCUUUCCAAUAUUUUCAUUUCAGCCGAAGGGGAUGGAUUUGGCAGUUCACACGCAGAGAACCUUCUUUCUCCUCAAAAGGUUUCCAAACUGAUCGAAAUGCCUACAGGAUGUGUAGAACAGACAAUGUCCAUACUGGCCCCUACAGCUUCAGCCCUCCGCUACCUGGACCUGAGUCAGCAAUGGUUUGACCUGCCUGCUGGUACCAGAGAUGAUGCUCUUGAUAAAAUUGAGAAAGGUUAUGCCAGGGUUUUAGGUGGCAAGCAACCAGAUGGAUCUUAUAAUCCAUGGAGUAAAGAGAAACCUAGUAAUUGGUUGACUGCCUAUGUAGUGAAAGUGUUAUCGCUGGUGGGGCAGCGUCAGACCGUGGCUUUUGGAGAGCAGGGCAGGAAGGCUAGGGUUGUGCCAGAAGAAGAUAUCCGGCAUUCAGUCAGAUACUUGCUCUCAGUACAGAACACAGAUGGGUCAUACCAUGACCGAUAUCCAGUGCUACACAAUGGAGUUCUGGUAAACCAAGACAAAAAAGCAUCCAUGACGGCUUCCAUUAAUCUUGCACUGUACCGGUCUCUUCAAUUCCUAGAUAGUGAAUUAAGAAAUAAUGUGGAAGCAAGUAUUUCAAGAUCUAAAACAUAUCUCCUGUCACACCUGGAGGAGCUUCAGCAUCCCUACGCUGUUGCCAUUACAGCCUACUGCCUUGCAGUUUGCAUGCCACAGGAAACAGAUCAUUCAUCUGCCUUGAGAAUACUUCAAAAACUGGCUACUGAAGUGGAGAAUGGCUGUAAUCAGCGGACAGCUAAUGCCAGCCCACAGAAACAGAGGCCAGAUGCCAUCACAGUAGAGACUGCAGCUUACACCUUACUGGCUGCAGUGGAACUGGGGCAAACCGAGAUCGCAGACAAAACUGCGUGCUGGUUAACCACCCAGGAAAACUAUUUUGGUGGCCAAGGAUCAUCACAGGAUACCGUCAUGACAAUGGAAGCCUUUGCGGAAUACGAGCUAAAGAGGACCACCAGUCCUGAAGCAAAUCUCAUAGCAGAGUUCACAGUCCCAGGAAAGAGAGACAUUGCAAAGCUUACACUGAAAAAUAAGAAGGAGAGAGUGGAAACAGACCUUAAGAAAUUAGCAGGGAACAACAUUAUUGUGAAAUUGACAGGAAAUGGCGAAACCAAGUUGAAAAUUGUAAAGGCUUACCAUCUACUGGACUCCAAGGACCAUUGUGACAAAGUGUCUAUCAGCGUCAGAGUAGAGGGCAAAGUGAAGUACACAGCUAAGAUCAUAGAAAACUAUGACUACUAUGAGGACUACUCUGUCAACAAGGAGAAGGAGGUGCGAGUGGCACGAUCAGCAAUUGAGUGGUUUGAUGCUCGCACCAGAAACAGAAGAGAUCUUGAUAACAACCUCCAAUCAGAAAAUACUGUCACCUACCAUGUGUGUGUCAGUCAUAGCCUAGACCGCAAUCUCACAGGAAUGGCUAUUGCUGACAUCACACUGCUGAGUGGAUUUCAGGUUGAAACUCAGGACCUGGAUAGGCUGACACUUCUGCCUGAAAAAUACAUAGCCCAUUAUGAGGCCACCUAUGGAAGAGUGGUGCUGUACUUCAAUAAGGUCCUUGAAUCAAAGGAAUGCAUUAGCUUUGACGCUACACAGACCGUACUAAUUGGCCUUCUACAGCCUGCUCCAGCUGUCUUCUAUGAUUAUUAUGAACCAAACAGACGGUGUACUGUGUUUUACUCUGCCCCCAAAAGAAGCACAAUGAUCUCCAAACUGUGUUCAGAGGAUGUGUGCCAAUGUGCAGAAAGACCCUGUCAUAAAAUACAAAAUACAUUCCAAAGACGUCCAAGAAUGUCAAAAUAUGUCCGUUUACAACAUGCGUGCUUCUUUCCUGUAGUAGAUUACGCAUACAACGUUGAAGUCUUAAAUGUUACCAUGAAGAGCAACUUUGAGCUGUACACAGUGAAUGUAACGGAUAUACUCAGAUCACAUGGAGAUAUCCUUGUGAGCGAGAAUUCUGUCCGAGUGUUUGCUAAGAGGUUACACUGUAAAGGACAAUUGGACUUGGGAAAACAGUAUCUCAUCAUGGGCAAAGAUGGCGCCACAACUGACUCAAACGGAAAGAUGCAGUACCUGCUGGAGUCAAACACUUGGGUUGAAAGAAAGCCUUCGAAGGACACAUGCAAAAAAUCGGCAUAUAGAUCUGCCUGCACAGAGUUGGAUAGCUUUACAGAGGAGUACAAGAUAGAUGGCUGCAGACAGUAAAACACACAACUCCUUUUCAUUUAACAUUGUAUGUUCUCUGUAUGUACCUCUUGGCCAGGUCAGCAUUGAAAAUGAGAUUUUAUCUCAAUGCUUUUAUCUGGUUAAAUAAAGGUUAAAUAAAAAAAAUGUUAAAGAGUCAUGAAAGCAUUUAACCUAAACUCCUAAAGAGGCAUUGUUGCUAGCCAACAAAAAAAGAGUGACUCAGCCCACAGUAUAAUUGUAUAGUUUACUACUGACAAUGUAACCAAUUAAUCGUGUCUUUAUAACUAAUAUAGCUACCAGUGUUUUAAACAUAUAUAUAAUAAAAACACCAUGUUGUAAUUGAAAA
Messenger RNA from Trematomus bernacchii (emerald rockcod), 5488 nucleotides. RefSeq names its product complement 4B (Chido blood group) (gene c4b). The record is from RefSeq and is a predicted model, not a curated record. Gene Ontology annotation, biological process: complement activation. Lineage: Eukaryota; Metazoa; Chordata; Actinopteri; Perciformes; Nototheniidae. Gene Ontology annotation, cellular component: extracellular region. Gene Ontology annotation, molecular function: protein binding; endopeptidase inhibitor activity. The transcript has 41 exons. Bases 46 to 5160 code for a protein of 1704 amino acids.